GAUCAGGGUUGCAGUUGCAGAAUAGGCUUCAGCGAAGAACGAGCACGGGACCCUGGCUAGCGAUGCCAUGGUGUAGCCGACAAAGGGUCGUUUCGGCGGGAUCCAGUGUGUUCAUGAAGCCAUCGCGUUGCCACUCGGGCUCGCUCAGAUAAAUCAGUCGCCCUUUUUCGAGUCUCGAUAUAAGAGCAUUCGCUCAUGGGAACUUUCCAAGACGUUCAUUUGUCGCCUCGGAGGCGUCGCAGGGCGUCGUGGAUGUCGCUGCUGCACAGACGGCGUCGCACGAUCCUGAUAGUCAUCGUGUCACUUUUUGCCGUCCAUGGCCUCUAUCUCUUCACUCGAUUCAAGCUCCAUGAAGGGGUGGAAUGCUCCUUCCCCUCCUCCAUUCUCCCCCUGCACGCCUCCACACCAUCUCCGUUCUCAAAAGACACCAACGACAAGUUCCUAGCAUGGGCAACAUCCCACGGCCUGUACCUGGCCCCCAAGGCACGAAUCAAACUUACACCAGACAUCCCCCCAGAGCCUCUCGAAUCCGCUACAGACAGCCCCGCUAUAAGGACCACUAGUGGCGCUGCUGGGUCUGGGACGAAGGCCAGUGGCAGCAGCAGCAGUGGCGGUGGCAGGGGGGAUAAGAAAGGGGGAAAGGGGGAGAAGGGAGGGAGCGGGGUGGUGCGUCUGGUGCGAGGGCUGGUGGCAGAGGGGGAUAUGGAGGCAGGAGACACGCUGUGCAGGAUACCGAUGUCUCUGGCCCUCUGGUCCAACACCAGCCAGGAAGGGGACUCAGAGGCCGCAGGUGGGAGAGGAGGGGCAGUGGGGGAUGCAGAAGGCGCGAAGGGGGGGAAAGGAGGCGGGAGCAUGAGGGAGAGGAUGAGGGAGCUGCGGCAGCGGGUGCUGCAGGGCAAGGCUGCUGCUGCUGGGAUUGGUGGGGCAGAGAAGAAGCGUGGAUGGGACGUGGUGGCCCUGCGAAUACUCGAAGAGAAAUCAAAGGGCGACGCCUCUCCCUGGGCACCCUACAUCCGCUCCCUGCCUCCUUCCGUUCCUCUCCCCAUCUUCCUCCCUCCUGAGGAGGAGGGCGAGGUGCAGUGGGCGUCGACCCUGGAGCAGGUGAAGCGGAUGAAUGAGGAGAUCCGAGAGACUUACCACAAGCACCACGAUUCCACUCAUCCCAACCUUUCCUUUGAUGAGUACAAGUGGGCCGUCUCAAUGGUCCACAGCCGGGCCUUCACCCUGCCAGUCAAGCCGGGCGGCAAGUUUGAGCAGUUUGUGAUGAUGCCGUUCAUGGAUGCGAUCAACCAUCAUUACAACAACCAUAUGGACUGGAUGGCAAGGCCUGUCUCAUCUGAGGGGGUGCUGGAGAUCCGACUGAAGCGGCCGGCGAAGAAGGGCGAGCAGCUGUUCACCUCGUUUGGGCCCCGCAGCAACGAAAACCUCUUUCUCUACUAUGGCUUCAUCCUAGACAACAACCCCUUCGACAGCCUCUCGCUCUUCCCCACCUUUGAGGACGGUGUGCGCUGGUUACUCGACCGCUUCUACAUGGACUGCCGCUCCGACUCCCUCCAGCGCCACAUGGUGGUUGCAGCCAUCGCAGGCGCGUCCUCCUCCACUGCAUCUGCCGCUGUUGCCUCGGCAGCAGCCACCUCCUGCUCUCUCGUUUCCUUCACCCAGGCCUGGAAACGCGCCCGCGCCGCCCUCGACCGGCCCUCGUCGCACGAUGCCUCGAGGGGGUUUGAGAGGGAUCGGUCGCUCUGGUGGGACCUGAUGAACAGCUGGGCCGCGUUUGGCUACGAGGUGCUGCCGUACCGGGCAGGUCCGGACGUACGCCCGGCUGGGAGGAUCGACCCGAGCCUGCUCGCCGCACUUGCUUCGGUGGCCCGGUUUGCAGCUUCGGCGCCGAACCGGACGCUCCCUGCUGGUGCGUUUCCUAGGUGCCCCCCUGGAUGGAGGAGAGAGGGGAAGAGUGGGGUUGGUUGGGGGAGUGGGGGGGUUGGGGGGGAGGGGAAAGCGGGUUUGCUGUGGCCAAGGUGUUGCCGAACUAAGGCAUGGAGGGUAGUGUGCCGCAGUGAUGGUGUCGGAGGGGCUGGGUCAACAGAGUCAACGGAGUCAGCAGGGGAUGAUGGGGAGGAUGAAUUGGGGGAUGACGGAGAGGUGCAGCCACGGGAUGGCUCUACAGCUGCAGCAGCAUCUGGGGAUGCAAGGAAAGCAGCGUUCAAAGCAGCGAAAGCCGCAGAGGAUGAGGCGGCCGUGGCAGCAGCGGAGUAUGUGAAGCUGCUUAUAGUGAGGCGGUGCCGCGAGCUGAUGAUUGGCAUGGCCACACCUGCGCACUAUGACUGGUGGCUGCUGCGGGAUGUGGAGCGGGCGGGAGGGAAACUUCUGGGAAGCGAUGGAGGGGUGGAUGGGACUGGAGCCAGGAGAGUUGGCAACAGUGGUCCUGGCAGCAGCAGCAGCAGUGCUGGUGGUGGCGGUGGUGGUGAGAAGGAUGGGAGUGGAGGGGAAUUGGGAAGGGAGGGGGAGAUGCAGUGUAAGUUCCGGGGGCAGGUUUUGUCGCCGCAACGGUUGCUUGCAGUCCAGUAUCGGCUCAAUAGGAAGGAGAUGCUGAUGGCUGUUAUAAGAAGGCUAGAAGCUGGACUGUAGGAGAGGUAACUGUACCUGUCUUUUAAAUCGUACCUUAAUAAACAAUUAUGCCCUCGAUUUGUAGAUGGGAGCUCGCCUCUUGUGCUCAUUGUACAAGUUACGUUCCUUGCAUUUUGAAUAAUCG
Closterium sp. NIES-67 is the source of this 2752-nucleotide messenger RNA. NCBI's taxonomy places the organism in Eukaryota, Viridiplantae, Streptophyta, Zygnematophyceae, Desmidiales, Closteriaceae. The record is from the annotation of a GenBank genome assembly.